Candidula unifasciata is the source of this 450-nucleotide messenger RNA. The record is from the annotation of a GenBank genome assembly. NCBI's taxonomy places the organism in Eukaryota, Metazoa, Mollusca, Gastropoda, Stylommatophora, Geomitridae.
AUGGAGGCAGAACCGUGUCCAAUAUUCACAGAGGUUGUCAAUUAUUAUGACAAUCCUAGGAACUUCCGAGCUGUGCAGCCGCUUCCUUUCAACGUGAACCUGCAGCACCUGAGCUGGGAGAUGCUGGAAGCAACCCGUUUGAGGCGGCUGGGGAUUCCCGUGCGCUUCUCCAGACACUGCAACAUUAUCUACAACAGUCAGGUGGCUGUGGAAAACGCCGCAAACAGCGCUCAGCAAACAACAGCGACGCCAUGUGCCAGUAUGUCCUUGAAGAAAACGAAAAGAUUCAGCAGCAACUCACUGUCGCCAUUUUUCACCUACGAGAAGAAAACGUGUGGCUACUUCUUCUCACGUGACACUGACAACCGGAAGAGCAAUUUCGGCAUUCCUGCCAGCGAUGUGUCGGCCUGGAGACACACUGCACUGGAAAAUCUGUGUCACCUUCGCUAA